Molecule: messenger RNA, 2664 nt
Organism: Serendipita indica DSM 11827
Lineage: Eukaryota; Fungi; Basidiomycota; Agaricomycetes; Sebacinales; Serendipitaceae
Source: the annotation of a GenBank genome assembly
AUGGAUCUUAAACUUGUUACAUCUCCUAUAAACCAGAAUACUGCAACUACGCCUGCGACGAGCUCGUUUGUGCGGACUAGUGCAGCAGCCGAAGUCGUCUUCUCGCCCAAAGCAUCUAGCGCGCCAGUCAAGUCUGCUGCUACUUCAUUUUUUGGAAUACCGAGAAUGGACCCCAGUGCCGCUGCUGGCGUCGACGAGGACCUUGCGCAUAUCGAUCCUGACGAAUUGUUCGUCCGGUACUCGGUCGCGCAAGUCAAAUCCUUAGCUGCCAAGCUCAGCGCAGACGCUGAUGCAAAACAAGAAGAGCUCAGGCUGAUGGUCGGAGAGAGAUACCGUGACUUGUUAGAGGCGUCGACUUCUAUCAUUGACAUGGCUUCCGCUUCUCGAGCUGUCCUAGAUGGCAUCAACGACAUGCGAACUAGUUGUUCAGAAAAGGACAUUCAUCGGACUCGCGUGGCAGCUCCCUCGAGCUCAGAUUCAGACUCGCAAUUGAAGACUCUCCAAUCGCUUGCAGCUCAUAUGAAGCUACUACUAGAUUGCCCAGAGCAAUUCUGGAAGCUAAUCGAACGAAGACAGUACCUUGACGCUGCUUGGCUAUUCCUCGUUGCGAGUGUCGUGCAUCAGUCUCUUGUCGAGGAAGACGAGGACGAUGGUUGGGCUGCUCAAGGCAUUGCCGUAUCUGAACAGUUCCCGCUAGUUCAGAGGCAAUGGGAUGCCAUCCACAGCUUUAAGGCUCAGAUCACCCAUAAAGCGACCCAGUCUUUGAGGGAGGACCUGACAAACCAGGAAACUAUGGAUGCGAUACUCUGCCUCGUACUACUAGACUCAAGAUCGUUGAAUAGCACCUUGGACGAGUUGCUUUCCCAAAGAAGCAAAGCCAUCAAUACAUUCCUAUCAAAUGGGAUGAACAAGUUCAAGCAAGACAUUAUCGACCAAGACACGACGGAGAUCCCGCCGAGAAAGGGCAGGCGACGAAAAGUGCGCGAAGUGCGAGCUAUGCUCAGUCGAGCCGUCAAUAUCGUCUCAGAGACAGUGCACAAGGCUCGAUAUAUCUACUCCCAUGGUAAUUCUGGGGCCGCUUCGUCUAUAGAGGCCUUCUUGAACGAUAUGCACGCCGAGGCAGGCCUCUCACCCUUCUCAACCUCAAAAAUCCUCGGAGCUCUCCCAUCCGCCUCCUUAUUGGAUCUCUAUCUGCCGACAUUCAUCAAAUCAUAUACCCCUUCCAUUGACGCCAGUGGACCGUCCUUCAAAUUAUCAGACGCAAGUUUGAAUUUGAAGCUGGAUCAAUGGUUCAAUAAGGCAUUGGAUCUACUCGUGGGGAAAUUGCACGAAUGGGUCGGGCUACUGCAUCAUGUCGCAGAUGUUGCGGAAGUGCGGAGAGUCGUUAUCUCUUCUGCGAUUGUCCAGCACCUGACAGAAACAGAACGGAACUCUCUCGCACGGCAUGUCGGAGAAGUAUGUGAGGGGCGCAUGAUCAGCAUAUGGAAGGAGGCCUUCACAUCGCUCAGAGAUGAUUUCGAGUCCGGCCUGUUAAACGCAUCCAAACUUGUGCGUGCCAGUGAUCCAUCGGCAAAGAAUGGCGAAUCUGAACCCGGCCUCGGCACUCUUCUCGUCAUCUUUACCUUUUCCCCCCUUCGCAAGAGAUUCGAGACCGCUGUUGAACAGCGCAAAAACGGUCGUACUCCAUUACUCCAGUCGGUAGUUUCUGUCAUGGAGAACGGCAUUUCGGCUCUAGAGAAUGAGCUUGCGAAGAUGUCUACCUCGGAUAACCUUCCGGUUGGCUCUCUGGGUUCGCAAUUUCGCGAGCUUGAGGAUCAACUUUACAAAGAUAUCGCAACCCUGCUGCAAAAGGGGCUCGAAUCCUCUGGAAAAUCAGAAGUGGACUGUUCGGUACUCAUUGGACGAAUAGCAGACUCCUUGCGGCACUCGAGCAUAUUCAAGAUGGAAACAUCAUCGGAUGCAACCAUCACUGAUCUCAAAACUCUUCUUUCUACUGUUCAUGAAAAGAGUCUAUCAGCAUGGCAGGGUCAUCUAAUAAGCCAAAUAACGGCACAAACGGGUUCAAUUUUCCAGGCUCGACCUGUCCAAAGUGUCGAACCUGAUCAAUUACCUGUCUAUACGAGACCGUCCGGCGCACUACUUGACUCGCUAUACAUGCUUCAGUCCGCAUCUCAAUUACUUGGGCUUGACCACAAUCGGAUAAGAGAUAUGGCGAUUUUGAACCCAAUCCUAGAAUCCUGGCUCGCAGUCGGUUUGCCAAAAGUAGAACCAGAAAGUUUGACAUUGGACACAGCAUUUUCCCGAUUGAUUUGGGAUCUACAUUUCCUCCAGCAUCUCUGCAAUCAUCUUCGAAUACAGAGCGGUAUCACCACUGCUCUAGACCAAGUCACGAAACGGCUAAAUGAGCUUUCCACUGCGAAGCACGCGCAGACGUUUCUUACAGGCACUCAAACCGCCGUAUCGCAAAGUAUUCCGCGUCUCCAGGUUCUCUUACCUCUUUUAUUAUCAGGAGAUGUCUCGGAUGGUGCCAAUACUUCAUCUCUCCUGAUCAGAGGGGUUCCAGUGGCAGAAGUCGCCACUACGUCGCCAAUUGAAGUCGCAAAGCCAUGCCCUCGGUUUGGUUUACUUCUUAUUGGGAGCACAGGAAAGCCUCUAGUGCGUUGA